This is a messenger RNA of Naegleria fowleri, 1194 nucleotides long. RefSeq lists its product as uncharacterized. The transcript has a single exon. NCBI's taxonomy places the organism in Eukaryota, Heterolobosea, Eutetramitea, Acrasida, Naegleriidae. Bases 1 to 1194 code for a protein of 397 amino acids. The record is from RefSeq and is a predicted model, not a curated record.
AUGUGUGAAGUUUUGGAGAUUAAACACCAAUUACCUCCAUUCCACUCUUUGAAAUCAUAUGAAUGCAAUGGACAGCAAUACUUUGCAGCAGAUGAAAUUAUUGAUUCUUUUUUUGUUGGAAAAAACGCAAAAACAUCAAGAUUACUUCUCACCAUUAAAGAUGGCAAAGAUACACUCAAUCAUCAGCAGCAACAGGCUAUCGGAUUGCCAUCUCCCUUCCGCAAUGGAGUCAUCAUCACGAAUUUGGUAGCUUCAUUGCAAACAAUUCUUAAAUUAUCUACAGGCAAAAAAGAUCAAGAAAAACUAAUACGCCACAUAUUCACCACUUUUUCAAAAGAAACGAGCUUGGUUGAUGUUAUGAAUUUUGAUAACGAGAUCGAUAGUGAAAUAUGGAAUGAUUGUGAUCAAUGUUAUAGUAAUUGUGAAGACAACAACAACUUAAUCAACGAAGCCGCUCUUUAUUUUGAUGACGUAGAUAAUGACGAAACAGAAGAAAACGAUGACGAAUUUAGUGACGAUUUAUUUCAGUUCACAAAUUUCUCCUCAAUAAGUGAACAAAAUCAAACCGAUCAAAGUGAAGAUAACACCAUCGAUACCAUCUUGCAGAAUUUAAUCUCUGAAAAUGAAAUGAACACGCAACAUCAACCACCAAUUUCAGAUUUUCCAUCUCCACCAAGCCAGGACCAGACUCAACAAUUCAAUCCGUCUCAAAACACUCACCCACACAGCCCGCAAUUAAAUCAUAUGGAUCCGUUUGUGCAUACUAAUGAGCUAUUUCAUCAACAACUCUCUCAACAUUGGCUUUGGCAUUACUUGAAUACUCAUUUACACUCUCAUGGGAAUGGAUUGACUAAUAAUUCACAACAACUUACAAAUGAACAUCAACAUCAUUCGCAUCAUAUUUUCACAAACCAUGCUUGUUCACAUCAUCCUAUAUCAAGCAAUAAAGAUACCAAUACCGUCAACAUGAAAUUUUGGGAAUGUUCACAUUGUAGAUGUCAUGAUAUCCAAGCACAUGACCAUAAAUAUUCAAGUAUGCAGUUAGGACAAGAUACUUUUACUCGCAAUAACAAAGAUCGAGCUAGAGAAAUGGUAUCAGUAUUUGAGAAAAUGUUAGGGACUCUUGGACACAAUAUUCACGCCUGGUUUGAAACAUUCUUGCAAACAAAAGAAGGCAUUCAAAAAAACAAUUAA